This is a messenger RNA of Racocetra persica, 438 nucleotides long. The record is from the annotation of a GenBank genome assembly. Lineage: Eukaryota; Fungi; Glomeromycota; Glomeromycetes; Diversisporales; Gigasporaceae.
AAAUGUUCAAUUCUUGACCCUGAUGGUUGUCGAGAUUUCCCAUCUAAUGAGUACGAUGACUGUCUUGAAGAUGGUUUUUGUGAAGAAUGGAGUGCUGCUAAUACAGAUAUGAUAUUUGCAAGCAUUGUUGGUGGUGUAACAUUUUUUUAUUUACUCUAUGUAUUAUUUGUUGGUGGUAGCAUCGGUAGAGAUCUCAAACGAAAUGGUUGGAAAUAUAUUUCUGGUGCUAUUUUUAUUACAUCUUUACUUCAACUUUCAACUGUUUCUUUAAUCGCACAUCUUUACAACACAUCGGAUAGAUUUUAUUAUGGUGUCAAAUUUGAUAUUUGUUUUAUGCUUGCAACCGUUACUGCCGUUCUCAAUUUCGUUCUCGCUUGCGUAUUAUUUUAUGUUGGUCGGAUUACAGUUGAUGAAUAUAUGCCCAUAUUAAACUCUUAA